CGACCACACAACCCAUGCUAGCCCAUUUCCUUCCUACUGGAACCCUCCUAAUUUUUGAUAUGAUUCUUCCUUCAAUUUACGGUAUUGGGGAAUGCACUUCAUUAUCUACCACUAUGACUUAUUUUCUCCUCAUACUUUGUGCAUCAUCAUGCUUCUUUUUCCAAUUCACGGAUAGUUUUCGGACCCGUGAUGGGGAGGUUUAUUUUGGGUUUGUUACUCGAAACGGGUUGGCGGUUUUUAAACCAGGUUUGGAUUUGGAGGUUCCUAAAGAUGAAAAGUAUAAUGUACAGUUUGCUGAUUUUGUACAUGCUGUGAUGUCUGUUAUGGUGUUUAUGGCAAUUGCGUUGUCGGAUCAUAGGGUUACUAAGUGUGUUAUUCCGGGUCAUGCUAAGGAAAUGGUGGAAGUAAUGCAAAGUUUUCCUUUGAUGAUUGGGGUUGUUUGUACUUGUCUUUUUCUUUUGUUGCCUAAGUCUCGUUUUGGGGUUGGGUGUAUGGCCACUUAA
Messenger RNA from Amaranthus tricolor (Joseph's coat), 503 nucleotides. Its product is annotated as protein DMP8-like. Gene Ontology annotation, biological process: endomembrane system organization. Bases 15 to 503 code for a protein of 162 amino acids. NCBI's taxonomy places the organism in Eukaryota, Viridiplantae, Streptophyta, Magnoliopsida, Caryophyllales, Amaranthaceae. The transcript has a single exon. The record is from RefSeq and is a predicted model, not a curated record.